This is a messenger RNA of Ilex paraguariensis (yerba mate), 444 nucleotides long. Lineage: Eukaryota; Viridiplantae; Streptophyta; Magnoliopsida; Aquifoliales; Aquifoliaceae. The record is from the annotation of a GenBank genome assembly.
AUGGAGGCAACAUGGGCGAUGGUUUGUGUCGUGUGUGGUGGUGAUGGCUAUGCGUAUAUGCGGUGGGCGAUGGAUGGGGUUGCUGAUUUGGGUGUGAGUGGUUGUGGUCCGGUAGUAAUUGGUAGACAGAGAGAGAAUGAGAUAGAGGCUGCAUACCAGGAUGGUGUUAUGGCGGUGGCGUUGUGGCAACUGAGAGAGACGAAUAGUAAUGGAAAUUCAUUUAGGACAUUGCGCCUCAACAAGUUAAUGCAGAGAGCGUUUAGUGUUAUGAAUCUUCGUGCGGAUGAUGAUACAACUGUUGAGAUUGUAGAAAAUAACAUGGAUAACAUUAUACAUCAAGUGAGAAAAUACAAGUCAACUUUAUUAGGAAAGAAUACAGUUGAUGAUGAUGAUGAGAACAUUCUUUUAGAAAUUUCUAGUACCCCAAUGUUGGAUCUUCCAUGA